UCCGGACAGUGUGACUCGACCCGCGCAGACGUGAUAAUAACAUCCCACUGUACCUUGCACUUGUUUCGAGCUUCGAUCGGUUGGCCCCCCUCGGCUUAUUUUUUAAAUUACCAUUGGUGUUGUUGUUGUUGGUGGUGAUUUUUUUUCCCCUCUUUUGAUUUUGCGAGGUGCACGCGUGUGUUGUACGUGGAGGGGGUGACUCGGAGACACGUGGUUUGAGGGGCACGCGGUCUUGGGCGAGACAUGGCUCCGGCUUCGGUCUUUGCGACCUUCGCCAUACUCAAGGAACACGUUAAUUUAAAAGUCUCCAGGGAGGUGCCCUCCAUCGACAACAUCAUCUUCAAGCUUCACUACAGAGCGACAUUUUUAAUACUACUAUCGGCAUCGCUACUCGUCACGUCGAGGCAGUUCUUCGGCGAACACAUAAAAUGUAUCACAGACCAGGGAAUACCGGGCCACGUGAUAGACUCGUUCUGCUUCUUCAUGUCGACGUUCACGGUGACGAAGCACAUGAACGCGUCUGCUCUGCUGGAGGGUGAGAUACCGCAUCCAGGGGUAGGUCCAGUCAACAAGAAGGACGAGGUCACGUUCCACGCUUACUACCAGUGGGUGCCGUUCGUCCUGUUCUUCCAAGCGAUUCUCUUCUACUUGCCCCAUCACAUAUGGCGAUCCGUUGAAGGUGGCCGGCUGAAAAUGCUGAUGUCGGGUCUGCACAUGGCGUCGAUUUCCUUGCGGGAGGAGGAGAUAGUGACCGAUUCCGUGAAAGUUCCCUCCAAGUACGAAAAGGAGAACAAGAUCAAGGACAUACGCAGGGCCUUCAUGAACCGGUUGCACCUGAAUCGGCCCUGGGCGUACUACCUCGGGCUCUGCGAGCUUCUCAACUUGGUCAACGUGCUCACUCAGAUGUACAUCACCAACAAAUUUCUGGGCGGGUCGUUUACGCGGAUCGGCAAUGACGUCGCCCACGGGGACUUUGACGGGCCCAUGGACCCGUUGGACGUGAUCUUUCCAAAAGUCACAAAGUGCACCUUCCACAAGUACGGUGCAUCGGGUGGCGUCCAGCGUCACGACGCGCUUUGCGUCAUGGCACUCAACAUCAUCAACGAGAAGAUCUACGCAUUCCUCUGGUUCUGGUUCUUCAUACUGGCGAUCUGCUCGAGUAUCGGUAUCAUAUGGAGGCUUCUCACCAUGGCACUGCAUUCUAGGAGCACGUACUUCAACAAGUUGGUAUUCUCGAUAGCCUGUCCCGGCAAGUAUAAUCCGUGGGACAUACUCAAGGUAACGAACGAGUCGUACUUUGGGGACUGGCUGUUCCUCUACUACAUAGCGCGCAACGUCGAGAAUUACGUGUUUAAGGAGCUGUUGCAAGGAUUGGCGCAAGAUCUCGACGAAAAGCGGAAAUCAAUGUAUCGCACGCUGCAGCCCCAAGCGGAGAAGGAGCCCCUACAGCCGAAGAACGAGUACAGACCCAUCAAGGACUUGGAGGCGGCGCAGACAGAUCUCAUGAAGCCGUAAAGCUCGGCCAUCUGUUGCCACUAUCAACUGACGUACCACAGUUCGGAGUCAACGACUCCGCGCGAUGACGACACGGAUAGUUGCGAUCGCAACAAGUGUGCAUCAGGACGAUCAUGCGGCAAUGAACAAUCGACACGUGUGUCUACGUGCUCCAGUUUUUCUCUCUUUAUCGUCGACUGAUUGGUUCUUUUGAUUUUUGCGUGUUUACCUUACGUAAUGUGUAUUGCGCAACUGCGUGUAACCGUAGGGACCCGGAGAAGAAGAGUUGCCGAUCGUGUCUCAUCGUGACGAUUAUGAUGCUGUGCCGUUCCGAGAGAGAGAGAGAGAGAUGUAUUGUGCGAUACCGUUCAAGGUAACGCACGCAUGGACGAGCUUUUUUCACAGGCGACACACACGCGACGGCCUACAUUCUUAAAGUUACAGGUUGGGAUCGAUAUGUGGGUCGAUCGUGUGUGUUUUUUUUUUUUUUUUUAAUUUACCAAACGGUUGGCUCGUACCGAUUUUCUUGGAUCCUCGCGUGAAAUAAUCGUGCAUUUACAUAUGUUUAUCGUUUGUUCAAGGCGCUUUUCAGCCACAUGUGAUUCAACGGGACUUACUUGACAGUGCGAAUUUUGUGCUGCCGAUUUUUUUUUUCUUCUCUUUUUAGGACAUGUAUAUAAUACAUAUUGUACACUUUUAUGAAGCAUUUAAUACUUGAACGCAAAUUCAGAGUAUCGCAAAGACAAUACUUAUGUAUGUUAAGAGAAAUCGUAUGAAAACAAAUUCGUCCAAAGGCGAAUGAAUGGAUGACGCAAUAACCGCGGGUGUGCGCUGUUACGCGCCAAACGCGGGAACCACCGAUAACAUCGGUAUACGUAUAGCUCCCCCUCCCCCCGUAUAUGGGGGUGUAUGCGUAACGCCUAUAGCUGGUUUUUCUCACUCGGUCGUUAUACCUAUGUAUAAUUACGUGUGAUAAUGUAUACGUUGGGCCUAUCGAAUUCGCAACGACUGAGAACGUGUGUAAUCUCUGUCACGUGGCGCCAACGAUGUUGAUCGUGAGAGGAUUUGGAUGAGUGCGCGUGAAUACCCAUAGUACGACGUAGGAGCUAGAUUUUAAUUGUUCGAAAAAAAAAAAAAAAAAAAUGUAUAUGUACCUUACGGAUGUACAUAUUUUUUUGCAUUUGUUUUUCAUGCAAUGUGCACGCGUAUGACAUGAAUUGUCAUAAAUGUUAAUAAAAAUCAAAAGUUAUUUUACA
Molecule: messenger RNA, 2750 nt
Organism: Copidosoma floridanum
Lineage: Eukaryota; Metazoa; Arthropoda; Insecta; Hymenoptera; Encyrtidae
Gene: Inx7
Product: innexin 7
Biological process (GO): phototransduction
Cellular component (GO): gap junction; plasma membrane
Molecular function (GO): gap junction channel activity
Source: RefSeq, a predicted model, not a curated record